AUAUUAAAAAAAAGUCAUAUAAAUUAUAUAUAUUACCCCAUUUUUAAAUACAAUUAUAUUAUGGAUAAACCUGUAUCAUCAGAUAUUGUACUCAUUGCGGGUAAUUCUCAUCCAGAAUUGGCUAAUCUCAUUGCCAAUCGAUUAGGUGUUAAACAUGGAGGAUGCUCUGUAUAUCAUAAAUCAAAUCGUGAAACCAUGGUUGAAAUUGGAGAUUCUGUAAGGAGUAAAGAUCUUUAUAUUAUACAAACAGGAACAAAAGAUGUAAACAAUAAUAUAAUGGAGCUUCUGAUUAUGGCAUAUGCAUGUAAAACUUCUUCAGCAAAAAAUAUUGUUGGUGUCAUUCCAUAUUUACCUUAUUCAAAACAAUGCAAAAUGCGUAAACGAGGAUGUAUAGUUUCUAAAUUAUUAGCAAAAAUGCUUUGUAAAAGUGGUUUAACACAUAUAAUUACAAUGGAUUUGCAUCAAAAAGAAAUUCAAGGAUUUUUUGAUGUACCAGUGGAUAAUUUGCGAGCUAGUCCAUUUUUAUUGCAAUAUAUUCAAGAAUCUAUACCAGACUAUCACAAUUCAGUGAUAGUUGCAAGAAAUCCUGGUAGUGCAAAGAAAGCUACUAGUUAUGCAGAAAGAUUACGUCUGGGAAUAGCAGUAAUUCAUGGAGAACAACGUGAAGCAGAAUCAGACAUGAAUGAUGGACGUUAUUCUCCACCUGCAUUAGCUUCAAGAACAAUGGAAGUUGGUGUUGGUGUUCCAAUGCAUCCUGCUAAAGAAAAACCUCCAAUUAAUGUUGUGGGAGAUGUAGGUGGGCGUAUAGCUAUUAUGGUGGAUGAUAUGAUAGAUGAUGUUCAGUCUUAUGUAGCUGCAGCAGAAGUUCUUAAAGAAAGAGGAGCAUAUAAAAUUUAUGUUUUAGCUACACAUGGACUCUUAAGUUCUGAUGCUCCAAGAUUAAUAGAAGAAUCUCCAAUUGAUGAGGUUGUUGUUACAAAUACAGUUCCUCAUGAUGUUCAAAAAAUGCAGUGUCCAAAAAUAAAGACUGUUGAUAUCAGUAUUUUGCUGGCAGAGGCUAUUAGGCGUAUUCACAAUAAAGAGUCUAUGUCAUAUUUAUUUAAAAAUGUUACUUUAGAAGAUUAAAAACUAUGAUAAAAUAAUAC
This is a messenger RNA of Apis cerana (Asiatic honeybee), 1145 nucleotides long. RefSeq names its product phosphoribosyl pyrophosphate synthase-associated protein 2. Gene Ontology annotation, molecular function: ribose phosphate diphosphokinase activity; magnesium ion binding; ATP binding. The record is from RefSeq and is a predicted model, not a curated record. Gene Ontology annotation, biological process: purine nucleotide biosynthetic process; 5-phosphoribose 1-diphosphate biosynthetic process. NCBI's taxonomy places the organism in Eukaryota, Metazoa, Arthropoda, Insecta, Hymenoptera, Apidae. Gene Ontology annotation, cellular component: ribose phosphate diphosphokinase complex; cytoplasm.